This is a messenger RNA of Macrobrachium nipponense, 726 nucleotides long. Its product is annotated as coiled-coil domain-containing protein 177-like. NCBI's taxonomy places the organism in Eukaryota, Metazoa, Arthropoda, Malacostraca, Decapoda, Palaemonidae. The record is from RefSeq and is a predicted model, not a curated record. The transcript has a single exon. Bases 1 to 726 code for a protein of 241 amino acids.
AUGGAGGAGAAGAAAACUCUUGGAGGAAAGAGGAGAGGAAAACUCUUGGAGGAAGGAGGAGAGGAAAACUCUUUGGAGACAGAGGAAAGGAAAACUCUUGGAAGAAGGAGUAGAACAAAACUUUUGGGAGACAGAGGAGAGGAAAACUCUUGGAAGACGGAGAGGAAAACUCUUGGAAGACGGAGAAGAGGAAAACUCUUGAGAGAUGGAGGAGAGGAAAACUCUUGGAAGACGGAGGAGAGGAAAACUCUUGAGAGACGGAGGAGAGGAAAACUCUUGGAAGGCAGAGGAGAAGAAAACUUUUGGAAGACGGAGGAGAGGAAAACUCUUGGAAGACGGAGAGGAAAACUCUUGGAAGAAGGAGAGGAAAACUCUUGGAAGAGAGAGAGGAAAACUCUUGGAAGAAGGAGGAGAGGAAAACUCUUGGGAGACGGAGGAGAGGAAAACUUAGAAAAAGGAGGAGAGGAAAACUUUUGGGAGAUGGAGGAGAGGAAAACUCUUGGAAGACGGAGGAGAGGAAAACUUAGAAACAGGAUGAGAGGAAAACUCUGGGAGAUGAGGAAGGAAAAUCUUGGAAGACAGAGGGGAGGAAAACUUAGAAAAAGGAGGAGAGGAAAACUCUUGGAAGACAGAGGAGAGGAAAACAUAGAAAAAGGAGGAGAGGAAAACUCUUGGGAGAUGGAGGAGAGGGAAAACUCUUGGAAGACGGAGGAGAGGAAAACUUAG